GAACUUCUUCCUACGUACGAGGGCGGGCUCCUCCCUCGCUGGCCCGCUGCCCCGCCCCUUCCGGCGCUAACAUCUUCCAUCAGCGCUAUCUCUAGACCCGCACCGGAACUUUGGUCCCGAGCGCUGGUUUCCGCCGGGGUCGGAGAAAGCCGACGGACCGGAAGAAGUCCGGCGGAGCGACGAACCGGUGCAGGUCUCUCGGAUGUUAUGGCAGCCUCUUGUAGGCAGGUGUUCCGGUGGCCGCAGCUGGCUCUCUUUCAGGCUCCUGGCCGCCUGCUAACUACGGCCUCCCUUCCAGGGGCCGGGGAAGAAGCCCCGAGUCCAGGCUCCUCCGAGAGCCCCGCUGAGGGGGGCCUCCUGGGCCAGCAGGAGGCGGAGGCCCGGCGGUGGCUGCUGGACGCGGGCUUCGACCCCACUCAGACGGCGCAGCUGCUGAGCGCCCGGCAGGGGGUCAGGCCCCCCCACGUGUGGGCUGUGGUGUCGGAGCUGCUGCUGCUGGGCCUGAGCCCCGGGCCGGUGUGUGAGGCGGUGCGGAGGAACCCUGGCAUCCUGCAGCUGUCGGGGGCCCAGCUGAAGAGCCGAGCCAGCCGCCUGCGGAAGCUGGGGCUCGGAGCAGGGAACUUGCAGCACGUGUGUCACUGGUGCCCGGACGUGUUCACCAUGAGCUCGGGCCGCCUGGACGGCCUCGUCUCGGUCCUCCGGGACAGGUGCCUCUUCAGCGGGCGGCAGGUCACCGAGAUCCUGCACACGUGCCCCCGAGUGCUGCUGGAGGAGCCGGAGGCCCUGGAGUACAAGUUCCAGUACGCCUAUUUCCGGAUGGGAAUAAAGCAGCCGGACCUGGUGAAGACCAAGUACUUCCAGUACUCCAUGGCCAAGAUCAAGGAGAGGCACGGCUUCUUGGAGCGCCUGGGCCGCUACCAGACCCCCGAUAAGAAGGGGCAGACCCAGAUCUGUAACCCUUCCCUGAACUCCAUCCUGAGGGUCCCCGAAGCGGAGUUCCUGGCCAGCACGGCCCGCUCGUCUCCCGAGGAGUUCCAGAUCUUUAAGAAGCUCCUGGCCCGCGAGGAAGCGGAGGAGGGCGACGGGGGCUCGUCGGACGAGGACGAUUCGGACCUGGAGGACGCCGACAGUUCUGGGGAUGAGGAGGACUAAAGGCUGGACGGACGCCCGCCUUGGGAGGAGGGUCGCUAGGAGGGGCGUUUGGGAUCCUGGAAUUGCUGACAGACAGACGGACUUACCCAGACCCUGGGCGAGCUCCUAGAGCAGGGAGCCGGCCUCAUCUGGGAGGAGCCAGCCCAGAGCAGAGAGGCUGGUGCUUAGGGGCCCGCUGGGCCCGGCACCAUGGGUGUAAAAACAAUAAAGCCCACUUUGGUCUCCC
Molecule: messenger RNA, 1378 nt
Organism: Monodelphis domestica (gray short-tailed opossum)
Lineage: Eukaryota; Metazoa; Chordata; Mammalia; Didelphimorphia; Didelphidae
Gene: MTERF4
Product: mitochondrial transcription termination factor 4
Biological process (GO): regulation of DNA-templated transcription; mitochondrial transcription; mitochondrial ribosome assembly
Cellular component (GO): mitochondrion
Molecular function (GO): double-stranded DNA binding
Source: RefSeq, a predicted model, not a curated record